CCAGCUUGCAGUCUGAUUUCGUAUCAAGCUGUGCAUCUUGCUUUGGGCUUCUGCUUGCAUUUCCAACCGCUGUCGCCAUGAGUUGCAACAUUAAGGAGACUAUUACUGUGUCUAGCAAAGGCAGGAGCAGCGGUGGCAGCUGUAUCAUUGGUGGUGGUGGUGGAGCACGGAUUUCUUCCUUUGGCAUGGGCAGUGGCAGAGGUUUUUCUGGAAGGAGUUACUGCGGUGGAGUGAAUUAUGGAGGGGGAAUAAGUGUUGGUAGCUUGGCUGGUGGGAGCUAUGGAGGUGGCAACUGCUACGGCAAUGGCCUCGGGUUUGGCCUCGGAGGCGGUGUGGUUGUUGGGGGUCUUGGUGGCGACUGCUUGCUUUCAUCCUGCGAUGAGAAGGUCACCAUGCAAAACCUCAAUGACCGCCUGGCUUCCUACCUGGACAAGGUGAAGUGCUUGGAGAAGGAGAAUGCUGAGCUGGAGUGCAGGAUCAGAGAGUGGUAUGCAACACAGGGCCUCUCCUGUGAGCCCCGCGACUACAGCUGCUACUACAAAGAGAUUGAAGAUCUUCAGAACCAGAUUGUCUGUGCAACCAUUGAUAACAACAAGAUCAUCCUGGACAUUGAUAACAGCAGGAUGGCGGCUGAUGACUUCCGUGUGAAGUACGAGACGGAGCUGGCCCUGCGCCAGAGCGUGGAGGCCGACAUCAACGGGCUGCGCCAGGUGCUGGACCAGCUGACGCUGUGCAGGUCUGACCUGGAGGCACAGCUGGAGUCGCUGCGGGAGGAGCUCUGCUGCCUGAAGAAGAACCACGAGGAGGAGAUGAGUUGCCUGAGGAAACAAUCAACUGGAGAUGUGAGUGUGGAGGUCAAUGCCUGCCCGGGACCAGAUCUCAGGCAAAUCUUGGAGGAUUUGAGAUGCCAGUAUGAAACACUGAUAGCGCGCAACCGCAAGGAAGUUGAGGAUUGGUACGAGUGCAAGAUUGAGGAGGUGAAUCGGGAGGUUAUUACAAGCGGUCAGGAGGUGGAGACGUGCAACAACCAGGUGACUGAACUGAGACGCCAAUUGCAAACCCUGGAAAUCGAUCUCCAAGCUCAGCUCAGCCAGAGAAAUAACUUGGAAUCAUCUCUGGCUGAAACUGAGUGCCAGUACAACACUCUCCUCAGUGAGCUACAGAACCAGAUCACGUGUGUGGAGCAGCAGUUGGCUGAAAUAAGAGCAGAAAUAGAGUGCCAGAACCAAGAGUACAAGACCUUACUGGACGUCAAGUGCCGCCUGGAGCAGGAGAUCCAGACCUACCGGUGCUUGUUGGAAGGAGGACAGCAGGACCUCAUUCACGGAGGAGGAAUUGGAACUGGUGGAGGGGUCAUUAGGACGAGCCACACCUACACAACUUCAGCUGCCCACUGCCAGGCCCAGGUCCCACCCUGCAAGACCGGAGACAUACAAGACUCGAAUUUCUCCCUGCAGCUGCCCAAAACCUUGAACAACGCCCCGGAGCUGCUGCCCGCUCCUCCCAGCAGAACAGCGACCAGCUUUGACUUUUCACCUGAGUUAUUUGCUGCUGCCACUAUGAGCUGUGGCUCCAAGCAGCCCCUGAAGAGCUGCCUGCGGGGGAGCAGCGGUGGAGGGGGUGGAGGGGGCAGCUCGCGUUCCUCGGCCUCCUCGAGGACACUCACUUCCAGGACAAGUGGUGGUGGCAGGUUUUCUGGCAGCAGUUGUGGCGGAGGAAGCUCCCGGAGCAGCUGUGGUGGAGGAAGUGGUUAUGGCAGGCGCGGUAGCUAUGGAGGAGGAAUGAGCAGCAGCAGCUGUGGAGGGAGACUGGGUGGUGCGUGUUACGGAGGGGGAAUGGGCCACAGCAGCGUGGGAACGGGCUUCAGGCCUGGGAGCAGCUUUGGGGGCGCUUAUGGAGGAGGCUUUGGUGGAGGAAUGGCUGGUUUCAGUGGUGGCAGCUUUGGCAGUGGUGGCUUUCAUGGAGGGAAUGUGGGAAUUCUCUCCUAUGAUGAAAAGCUGACCAUGCAGAGCCUUAAUGAACGCCUGGCUUCCUACAUGGAGACAGUCAGGAAUUUGGAAAAGGAAAAUGCUCAGCUUGAACAGUUAAUCAGGGAGUGGUACCAGAAGCAAGGUCCUAUUGGCCCAAAGGACUACAGCCACUAUUAUGGACAAAUUGAAGAACUUCAAAAGCAGAUUGUGGCUGCAGCUGUGGAAACCCACAAGGUACUUUUGGACCUGGAUAAUACAAAGAUGACUGCAGAAGACUUUAGAAUAAAGUACGAGAUGGAGAGCGGGCUCCGGCAGAACGUGGAGGGCGACCUCAACAGCCUGCGGCCCCUGCUGGAUAACCUGACCCUGACCAAGGCUGACCUGGAAAUGCAGUUUGAGUCUCUGAAGGAGGAGAUCAUCGACCUCAAGAAGAACCACGAGGAGGAAAUGAAACUGCUGCAAUCCCAGACCAAUGGGGAUGUGAAUGUGCAGAUAAACACUGCUCCAGGAGAGGAUCUGCUGAAAAAACUGAAUGAGAUGAGGCAAGAAUAUGAAGCUAUUAUUCAGAAAAACCGUGCAGAGGUUGAGAAGUGGUAUGAAAGCAAGAUGGAGGAAGUGAGUCAACAAGUCCAGUCAAGUAGCCAGGAAAUAGACUCAAGCAACCAACAGAUCUCUGUGCUGAGACGUCAAUUUCAGAGCCUGGAAAUUGAGCUGCAGUCGCAGAUCAGUCUGAUAGACUCUCUGCAAUCCAACCUGGAAGACACGGAGCGUCGUUACAACAUGCAGCUGCAGCAGAUCCAGGCCAUGAUCGGGCCCUUGGAGGAGGAGCUGGCCAGCAUCCGCUGCGAGAUGGAGAGCCAGAACGAGGAGUACAAGAUGCUGCUGGGCAUCAAGACCCGCCUGGAGCAGGAGAUCCAGCAGUACCGGGCACUGCUGCAUGAGGGGCAGCAGGGCAUUAGCACUUCACAGGGAGGAGCUGGUGCUGGAUCUUCUGGAGGAGGAGGUCAUGGAGGAAGUAGUGGAGGAGGAAGCUGUUGGUCCUCAGGUGGAGGAAGCAGUGGAGGAAAAACUGGAGGAUCCUAUGGAAGAUCUUCCUCUUCUGAAAGUGGAGGAGGAGGGAGUGGAGGAAGAACAGGAGGUGGAACCUGUGGUAAAACUUCAGGUGGAGGAGGUGGCAGUGGUGGAGGAGGAGGGGGUAAAUCCUGCCUCUCCCGCUCUUCAUCUUCCCAGUCCCAGCCUGGCGACUCUUGUGAAAGCCCAGUUCCAGGAAGUGCUGAAAACAUGAAGCUCUGCCUGGAAGGAAAUAAAACAUUGGAGAGAGGAGCAACCAUGGAGGAAGUGUCUGAAGCCAUAAAACACAUGAGACGGGGGAGUUUUAGAAAGGCUGAGGAGUGAUCAGCAAGACCAGCAUCUUCCACUGCACGACCUCCAGUGAGGCCUUUGGACCAAGCAAGACUCUACUGAGCACGGCUGAACAUCCCCUGCCACGAGCAGGAGCGAACACUUGUCCAACUUACUCAACACUGCUCACGCCAGGGGCUUGUCAGAGCUCUCUGCAUGUCCUGUCUGCUUCUUCCAUCUGUGCUUCUGCUCCAAAUCACUGUUACCUGAGUUAAUCUCUGCCGUGAUUGGUGUUCCUGUGGAAUAAAUGCUAAUAAAUCUGUGCUUCUCUCUGAUGCAACCAGAAA
Vidua chalybeata is the source of this 3658-nucleotide messenger RNA. Its product is annotated as keratin, type I cytoskeletal 9-like. The transcript is spliced from 17 exons. NCBI's taxonomy places the organism in Eukaryota, Metazoa, Chordata, Aves, Passeriformes, Viduidae. The record is from RefSeq and is a predicted model, not a curated record. Gene Ontology annotation, molecular function: structural molecule activity. The coding region runs from base 78 to 3365 and encodes 1095 amino acids.